AUGAGUGUAUUGUUUUUAUUAAUAUUACCUUUGCCAUAUUUGGUUCGUAGACAGUACACCACUUUAUACUACAAAUUUGCUUCUUUACCACAAGUUAAAACAGUUAUAGUUAUAUCAGGUUUAUUAGUUGGUACUUUAUUUGUAGAUUCAUGGAAGAGGUCAAGAUUAUUAUUACCGGAGGACCGUACUCUGAUUACACCAGAAUUGUUGGCUUCCAAGGCUUAUAAUCAACGUAACGUUUACAUUGCUGGAUUUAUUUUAUAUUUUGCACUUUGUAUCCCUAUAACCAUGAGUAUCGUAAGAAGAUUGGUGAAAUAUGAGGAGUUGAAUAGAGCCAAAGAAGCUUCUUCUGGUACCGCUACUGAAAAGGAGGAACAAGACAAUGAAAUUACUGAGUUACAAAAACAAUUGAAAAACAAACAAGCGUCAUUAACGGCUAUGGAAUCGCAAUAUAAAAAUUUGCAAUUACACGUGGAAAAAGAAUUGGAUGAUGAAAAUGGGAAGCCAUCUAUUGAGGAUAAAAAGAAAGCAUGA
Saccharomycodes ludwigii is the source of this 534-nucleotide messenger RNA. RefSeq lists its product as uncharacterized. Gene Ontology annotation, biological process: endoplasmic reticulum to Golgi vesicle-mediated transport; intracellular protein transport. Gene Ontology annotation, cellular component: endoplasmic reticulum; endoplasmic reticulum membrane. Bases 1 to 534 code for a protein of 177 amino acids. Lineage: Eukaryota; Fungi; Ascomycota; Saccharomycetes; Saccharomycodales; Saccharomycodaceae. The transcript has a single exon. The record is from RefSeq and is a predicted model, not a curated record.